UCUGAGCGACGACCAAACUCAGGCACUACUCACAAUCGCAACACUAGCUCCUGCCCCGCCGUCAGCAAGCAUGACACCGAUCAGUGAACAGCAACAAGCCAACAAGGAGCCUCCUCAUCACACACAGUCUGCAACAUGCCAUAUUGCUCCAGCUCCAAGCGAGGUAGCGGGAGUGGUCGGGGACGCGGAGAACGCCGACCAGGAGCAGGAGCAGGACCAGCAGCAGCAGGCAGCGAGGCGGGAGCGGGACUUCCUUGCGGGGAUCAGGAAGCUGUUCAAGAGCUUCAAGAGCCUCUCCCACAUCUUCGAGAUAUACAAGGACGACGACGAUAGCGACGACGAGGACGACGACAUGGACACAAGCAUCGAGAUCGGGCUUCCAACAGACGUGCAGCACGUGGCGCACAUCGGCCUGGACGGCUCCACCAACCUGUCGAGCCUAAUAAGGGGCCGGGAGGGGGCCAGGGAGCUGUUCUCGCUCUCCAGUCUCACCACCCUCGAGCAGUUCGAGCUCGCCAUGGCCUCGCUGGCUGCUACCGGCAAGCAGCGAAACGGGGUGUUAGAUAGAGUUCUCCGUGAGUAAUUAUGUUAUUAGGAUGCGUACCGUUUGUGAAUUCGGAUGGCGGUUCUUUUUGACGGGGUUUUUUCAUGUAUCUUUCUCUCUUUCUUUCUGAAAACAUGUUUGGUCAUGUGUCUUGUUAUUUUUUUUUAAAAAAUGGAGCUAAAGAAUGUUUCUUUUUCUUUC
Molecule: messenger RNA, 745 nt
Organism: Zea mays
Lineage: Eukaryota; Viridiplantae; Streptophyta; Magnoliopsida; Poales; Poaceae
Exons: 2
Coding region: 71-583 (170 amino acids)
Source: RefSeq, a predicted model, not a curated record